Cuscuta campestris is the source of this 1419-nucleotide messenger RNA. NCBI's taxonomy places the organism in Eukaryota, Viridiplantae, Streptophyta, Magnoliopsida, Solanales, Convolvulaceae. The record is from the annotation of a GenBank genome assembly.
GUCUGAUCCAUUUGUAAUUUUUUUCCUUGAGUUGUAAUAUUAUUUACAUUUCACCCAAAUAAAAGAGAGAGUACAAAAUAAAUUUUAUUUUAAAUUUUUAGUCAAAAUUCAAAACAUAUAAUCAUUCGAGAAAGUCAAUGAUUCCAAAAUUUGUCCAAAAACAAUUUUAAUGUUUGAUGUAUUUUUGGUAACUUUUUUAAACUUCUACAGAUGCAAUUGGCGCUUCCACAUCUCACUCGGCAUUCCCUUCUUCAGUUCUUCUCCUCAUCCUUCAACAAUGGCAACUAGCACUCCGACCCCGAUCUUCAUUUCCGCCGCCACACUCCGCCGCCACCUGACGCACGACUCCCUCAUCCGCCACCUCCACUCCACCCUCCCCGCCCAAAUCACAUCCCCAAUCCGCCACACUCACAACACGAGCCCCUCCUCCGCCCUCCUCCUCAUGCCGUCCUGGUCCCUCUCCCCCUCCCUCCCAUACGUCGGCGUAAAGCUGGCCACCGUCCAUCCCAACAACUCCGCCCUAAACCUUCCCGGAGUCCACGCGACUUACUCGCUCUUCAGCUCCCUCACCGGCCAAACCCUAGCCGCCAUGGGCGCCAACGACCUCACCCUCUACCGCACCGCCUGCAUCUCCGCCCUAGCUUCGAAAUUCCUGUCGAGAGAAAGCUCCGAGACGCUGGUGAUGGUCGGCGCCGGCGAAUUAGCCCCGCAUCUGAUCAGAGCACAUCUCACCGUGCGUCCUCGAUUGAAGAGGGUGAUAAUCUGGAACCGAACCCCAGUUAGGGCAAAAUCCCUAAUUGAGAAAUUGAAGGGUGAAAUCGGGUCCGAAGGCCCGAUUUUCGAGAGCAAUACGGUUUUGGAGGAGGCGGUGGGGCUGGGAGACAUAGUGAGCUGCGCGACAAGUUCAGAGACUCCAUUGGUGAAGGGAAAGGAGAUGAAGGCGGGUGCGCAUUUGGACCUGGUGGGAUCUUUCAAGCCUUCGAUGAAGGAAUGCGACGACGAGGCGAUUCGCAGGGGGAGAGUGUUUGUGGACUGUGAAGCAGCCAUGGAAGAGUCAGGGGAACUGGUUGGUGCUGUGGAGAGAGGGGUGAUUACCAGGGAGGAGGGUAUAGUUGGGCAUUUGGUGGAGCUGAUAAAGGGGGAAAAGGUUGGGAGAAAGGGAGAAGAAGAAGAAGAAGAGAUAACAGUGUUCAAAUCAGUUGGUUCUGCUGCUGUUGAUCUUCUUACUGCUCAGUUUGUGUAUGAGGCUUGCAUCAAAGAUCAAAGUGAGUAACAUGUUUUAAUUAAGGAAGUCCUUUGAAUUCUUAUAAUGUACUAAUAAUAUUGUGAUGGAAAAUGCUAUUUUGAUCCCAACAUUUGAGCCACACUUUCUUACAAACCUUAGAGACAUUACAAGCAUUUGACACUAUUCAGUAUCUG